Molecule: messenger RNA, 751 nt
Organism: Hordeum vulgare subsp. vulgare (domesticated barley)
Lineage: Eukaryota; Viridiplantae; Streptophyta; Magnoliopsida; Poales; Poaceae
Product: glutaredoxin-C1
Exons: 1
Coding region: 138-449 (103 amino acids)
Source: RefSeq, a predicted model, not a curated record
CCGUUCCCAACUCCAAGCAAGCGAGCUAGGACAACUCAAAGACUCACUAGCACCAGCAGUCUAGCACCGCGCGAAGACAUCUACAUCAACAACAUUGUUCUUGAGUUCGUGGUGAAGAUCAAGGUCGGGUGAGGUUGAUGGAGCAGGUGACGAAGCUGGCGGGGCAGCGGGCGGUGGUGAUAUUCAGCAUGAGCUCCUGCUGCAUGUGCCACACGGUGACGCGCCUCUUCCGGGACCUCGGGGCGAACCCGGCGGAGGUGGAUCUGGACGAGGACCCUAGGGGGAAGGAGAUGGAGAAGGCGCUGGCGAGGCUCCUCGGCCGGAACCCGGCCGUGCCGGCGGUGUUCAUCGGCGGCAGGCUCGUCGGAUCCACCGACAAGGUCAUGUCCCUUCACCUCAGCGGCAAGCUUGUGCCGCUGCUCCGUAACGCAGGUGCUGUCUGGGUCUAGUGCGCGGGAGAGGGUCUUGUAGAUGCGUGUGCAGUGGACAGUGGAGAAUUGUGUAGCACGUAUGCGUAAGUGCUCUGUUUUCUCUAUCAGGUGAUUAUGCGUAAGUGCUCUGCAGGUCAUUUUAUUUUAGCACUGCAGGGAGGGGGGUUACGGUUGUACGACUUAAGGUGUGACUGUCAUGUGGACCCGUUUGAUGUGGGGCCCACAUGUCAUUGAUAAUCUAAGUCAGGAGGAUCUCACUCAGCAUUGAAGAUGCUUUGUAAGCGUACUUCUAACGUCAAGAAACGUCUUACAUUAUGGAA